This is a messenger RNA of Melospiza georgiana, 520 nucleotides long. It is a transcript of the gene ASIP, whose product is annotated as agouti signaling protein. The transcript is spliced from 3 exons. The record is from RefSeq and is a predicted model, not a curated record. Gene Ontology annotation, cellular component: extracellular region. Gene Ontology annotation, molecular function: melanocortin receptor binding; neuropeptide hormone activity. Gene Ontology annotation, biological process: melanosome organization; hormone-mediated signaling pathway; positive regulation of melanin biosynthetic process. NCBI's taxonomy places the organism in Eukaryota, Metazoa, Chordata, Aves, Passeriformes, Passerellidae. Bases 1 to 420 code for a protein of 139 amino acids.
AUGACAAUGGAAUUUUUCCUUUCCACGAUGGCAAGAAAGAAUCUCUUCCUCAGCCUCCUGCUCUGCUACAGCCUGUUCAGGGCUGCUGAUUCCCACUUGGUCAUUGAGGAGAAGACAGAAUGCAACGUGUCCAGAAGGAGCAAAAUGGACCUCUCAGAUCUUCCACCCAUCUCCAUAGUAGAUUUAACUAGAAAAUCCCAGAAAGUCAGCAGGAAAGAGGCAGAGAUCAAGAAAUCUUCCAAGAAAAACGCUAAACGCAAGAUAUCUCCAAAGCCAAGGCCCCCACCUGCUGCUAACUGUGUGCCAACCUUCAAAACCUGCAAGCCACACUUGAAUUCCUGCUGUCACUACUGUGCUUUUUGCAAAUGCAGAAUCUUCCAGACCAUCUGCCAGUGCCUGAUGUUAAACCCCAAGUGUUAAGCCAAGUCAGAAACACAGCAAGCCUUCUGUCUUUCAUUAGCUUCUCAAGUGCAUAUUUCAAAUUGCCCCAUGUCUCUAGUAAUCAAAAUAGAGAGUUCUG